Messenger RNA from Fulvia fulva, 1095 nucleotides. Its product is annotated as (R,R)-butanediol dehydrogenase. Gene Ontology annotation, cellular component: cytoplasm. Gene Ontology annotation, biological process: butanediol biosynthetic process. The record is from RefSeq and is a predicted model, not a curated record. The coding region runs from base 1 to 1095 and encodes 364 amino acids. Gene Ontology annotation, molecular function: zinc ion binding; (R,R)-butanediol dehydrogenase activity. Lineage: Eukaryota; Fungi; Ascomycota; Dothideomycetes; Mycosphaerellales; Mycosphaerellaceae. The transcript has 4 exons.
AUGGCACCCACCAUGAAAGCAGCCCGCUACUACGGCAAAGAAGACAUCCAGAUCAAAGACGAUAUCCCCAUUCCAGAAUGCGGCGAGGGGCAGGUCAUGAUCGAGCCUGCCUUUGUUGGAAUCUGCGGAACAGAUCUCCAUGAAUACCUAGGAGGACCCAACUUCUCUCCCCAGUCCCCCCACCCCGUAACCAAAGAAUCCAUCCCCAUAACAAUCGGCCACGAAUUCUCCGGCACAGUCAAGAAAAUCGGCGCAGGCGUGACGGGCCUCAAAGAAGGGCAAAAAGUCGCAGUCCAACCCACAAUCUACUGCGGCCACUGCGGCGCCUGCAAAGUCAACGCCGAAAACGCCUGCCCCAACGGCGGCUUCGUCGGUCUCUCUGGCGGCGGAGGUGGAAUGUCCGAAGCAGUCGUGCUCCCCAGCGAAGCCAUCUUCCCACUCCCCUCGAACGUCGACCUCGACAUUGGAGCGUUGGUCGAGCCUUUAGCCGUAGCAUGGCACGCCGUAGACGCCAGCCCGAUCGCGCAGCUAAAGGACGCGAAGUGCCUGGUAAUAGGAGGGGGACCAAUCGGGCUGGCGGUCGUGCAAGUUCUCCUAGGUCGCGGGGCGCACACCGUGAUUUGUGCAGAAGUUGCGAAGAAGAGGCAAGACUUUGCGAAAGAGUUUGGCGCGCACCAUGUGCUUGAUCCUUCCAAGCAGGACGUGCAGUCGACGUGUCUGGAACUUUGUGGAGGGUUGAAUGGGCCGGAUAUUGUAUUUGAUUGUGCCGGGGUUCCGAAGAGUCUGCAGACGGCUUGUGAGAGUGUGAGGAGUAGGGGCACGGUGGUGAAUGUGGCGAUUUGGGAGAAGGAGGUCCCGUUCAAUCCGAAUUGGCUUGUGUUCCGCGAGGCGUCAUAUAAAGCCGUGCUUGGGUAUCAGAAGAAGGAUUUCCAGGGCGUCGUGGACGCGCUCGGGGCUGGAAAGUUGAAGCCGCAUAGUAUGAUCACUAGCAAGAUCAAGAUGGAUCGACUGGUGGAUGAUGGGUAUCUGGCGUUGAUCAACGAGAAGGACAAGCAUGUCAAGAUCCUCGUUGAUGUGCAAGGAUCACUACGUUGA